This is a messenger RNA of Gossypium raimondii (Peruvian cotton), 1574 nucleotides long. RefSeq names its product polyadenylate-binding protein RBP45C. Lineage: Eukaryota; Viridiplantae; Streptophyta; Magnoliopsida; Malvales; Malvaceae. The coding region runs from base 66 to 1307 and encodes 413 amino acids. The transcript is spliced from 7 exons. Gene Ontology annotation, cellular component: cytosol. The record is from RefSeq and is a predicted model, not a curated record. Gene Ontology annotation, molecular function: mRNA binding.
AAAUUCCCCCUUUAGGGUUUUUCCUCUUUGAGAUAUUCCAAAUCUCUUCUCCUCGUCUAUCGAAUAUGAUGCAACAACCACCAGCAGGAGGUGUAGCUCCGCCGCCGUCCAUGGCAGCCGAUCCGUCUCAAACCCAGCAGUACCAGAAACAACAGCAGUCGCAGCCGUGGAUGAUGAUGUCUCAACAACAGCAGGCGGGUCAGCCAGUUCCUCCACCUGCAGGUUGGAAUCCGCAACCCGUCCCUCCGCCCUCUCAGAUGCAGCAGUACUCCGCUGGUUCCGCGACCGUCGGAUCCGGCGAAAUUCGGUCUCUCUGGAUCGGUGAUCUUCAACCGUGGAUGGAUGAGAAUUACCUCAUGAGUAUCUUCGCUCAAACUGGAGAGGUGGUUUCAGCUAAGGUGAUUAGAAAUAAGCAAACGGCACUGCCAGAGGGAUAUGGGUUUAUCGAGUUUGUAUCACGUGCUGCAGCCGAGAGGGUUUUGCAGUUGUAUAAUGGGGUGCCAAUGCCAAAUUCUGAGCAGAAUUUUAGGUUGAAUUGGGCGGCUCUUGGAUAUGGAGAAAAGAGGCAAGAAGAGGGUCCCGAUUACACAAUUUUUGUUGGGGAUUUAGCUGCAGAUGUUUCUGAUUACAUGUUACAAGAGACUUUUAAAGCUGUUUACCCAUCUGUUAAGAGUGCCAAAGUGGUUACUGAUAGGACUACAGGCCGGUCUAAAGGUUAUGGCUUUGUAAAGUUUGGUGAUGAAACUGAACAAAUUCGUGCAAUGACUGAAAUGAAUGGGAUUUAUUGUUCAACUAGGGCAAUGCGGAUUGGACCAGCUGCUAAUAAGAAGCCUGUCACUGAUCAGCAGUAUCAGAAAGCUGCUUACCAGAAUACUCAAGGAAAUUCUGGAGAGAACGAUCCGAAUAAUACCACAAUUUUUGUUGGUGGUUUGGAUCCUAGUGUUUCUGAAGACCAACUAAAACAAAUAUUUAGCCAGCUUGGUGAGGUAGUUCAUGUAAAAAUUCCGGCUAACAAGCAUUGUGGUUUUGUUCAAUAUGCUAACAGGGCCAGUGCGGAACAAGCUUUAUCUGUUUUGAAUGGUACUGUUUUAGGAGGAAGAAAUGUUAGGCUUUCAUGGGGACGUAGUCCUUCAAGCAAACAGGUUCAACCUGAUCAGGCCCAAUGGAAUACUGGAUAUUAUGGAUAUGCUCAAGGAUAUGAAGCAUAUGGAUAUGCACCUCCUCCCCAAGAUCCUAACAUGUACUAUGGGGGCUAUCCUGGAUAUGGAAAUUACCAGCAGCCAGGGGCCUAUCAACAACAACAGUAAGUUGCGGUUGCUUUACUGUCGCUUAAGACUCAUUCUCUCUGAUCCAGAGCACUUCAGGUGUUGGUUUGAUCCGACAUGUUUUAAGGUUGUGGAUUUUCAUUGAUUGCUGUACCGUUUGUGGGUUUCGGUUUUUGGAGAGGUUCAUGUUUCAUCUUUUCUUAUGGUUUCGCUUUCUUGGCUUCUUAUCUUGCCCAUCUCUCUCAACCUUCACUCUAUUGUAGUUUACACUCUUAUAUCCUAUAAUAGUUGUUUUAGAUUGAUGCUUUU